This is a messenger RNA of Gaeumannomyces tritici R3-111a-1, 381 nucleotides long. RefSeq lists its product as hypothetical. The transcript is spliced from 2 exons. The record is from RefSeq and is a predicted model, not a curated record. Lineage: Eukaryota; Fungi; Ascomycota; Sordariomycetes; Magnaporthales; Magnaporthaceae. The coding region runs from base 1 to 363 and encodes 120 amino acids.
AUGGACACGCCGACCGACAACACUUCCAUGCAAGGAACCAUGGCGCUUGUGGUUGCCUCCGACUCAGCCGUCGAAAACGCUCCGCCUCCCAUAGUCGCGGCCUCGGCCAAACUCGAGAAUCGCCUUGACUUGUUAGGUGGUCAAGGCGCAAAGACCCAAUCGUUUGCUAGUCGCCAUCGAGAAGGUUUGGCCGCGGUAAGGACAUUGCGGACACCAAACACUACAGACGCCAGGGGCAUGUCGGCCGUCCACACCGGCAUGGGUAGAAGCGCCAGGCAUUUUCGGUUAACUAUUCCGAACGGUGCUGGGCCACGGUCCGUCAGGAGCGACGGCAGCCGGCUCAAACUUGCGACUGCGAGCUAAAUUCCUGCUAGAUUUCAC